Amborella trichopoda is the source of this 1965-nucleotide messenger RNA. The record is from RefSeq and is a predicted model, not a curated record. Lineage: Eukaryota; Viridiplantae; Streptophyta; Magnoliopsida; Amborellales; Amborellaceae.
AAACUUUUCUUAGGAGGAAAUAAAAUAAACACGUGGGUUGGCUCGUUGGUUGCAUAACAGUGAUCUCCCACUCUCCGAGUGCAACGUUUGAGCGUCCAAGAAAUCCUCAAAAGUUUCGUUAUUAUUAUAUUAUUUUAAGUUUCGAUUCACGGCAUUUCUAAUCGCUAGAUUAUCUACUUCUAUGUGAUUUAGUGCUUUAAAUGUUAGCCACUUUUUUUUGGAAGUUAUUUUGAUAAAAGAAUGGCAUGGUAUCCAUCAACGAGCUCGUCUACUGGGGUAUAGGAUUUAAAUCCAAAGAAAUCGAGGGGACUCAUUAGUGGUAGCCUGUAUGGAAUAUCCUAGACAGGUUUUGCAUUGUUGGUUGUUAGGCCUCCUUGCAUCUUUCCCCAGAGUUCUGGCUUGGGGAAAGGAUGGGCAUUAUGCUACUUGUAAAAUAGCAGAGGGGCUUCUGGCUGAAGAUGCUGCCUUAGCUGUGAAGAAACUCCUUCCUGAAUAUGCAAAUGGUGAUCUUGCUUCUCUAUGUUCAUGGCCUGACGAAAUUCGACACUUCCAUCAGUGGCGUUGGAGCAGUCCUUUGCACUACAUCGAUACACCUGAUUUUAAGUGCAACUAUGAAUAUUCCAGAGAUUGCCAUGAUUUUACUGGAAAUGAAGGCAGGUGUGUUGCUGGUGCAAUAUACAACUAUACAGCACAACUUACUACUUUUGCCGACCCUGCUUCUGAAGGAAAAUACAAUUUGACGGAGGCUCUCUUGUUUUUAUCACACUUCAUGGGAGACAUUCACCAGCCUCUGCAUGUUGGUUUCACUGGAGAUGAAGGUGGGAACACAAUAAUUGUGCGAUGGUUCAAGAGAAAGUCUAAUUUGCACCAUAUAUGGGAUAACAUGAUCAUUGAAACUGCUAUCAAGGACUAUUAUGAUUCAGACCUUUUACUUAUGAUUCAAAGCAUGGAAAGGAAUAUUACAGAGGACUGGUCUGCUGAUAUUGCUUCAUGGAGAAACUGCAAUUUUAAUCAAAUGGUUUGCCCAAAUCCGUAUGCAUCUGAAAGCAUAAAGUUGGCAUGCAAGUUCGCUUAUAGGAAUGCCACUCCUGGGACUACACUUAGAGGAAACAAAAACUGUAAAAAGCCUACACCUCAGCUGGAAGCCACUUAACCAGUUGACCUACCCAAGAUCCAAUGAACAUCGAUUGGUGCAAAGAGAGUUUGUGUGUGUAUGUGUGAACUUCACAAUUUGAAAGGUGCAAAGGGUGUUUAUACUGUGCUUGUGUGGUGUGCACGCAUGCGAUGCGAUGCUUUUCUGCCUCCCCCCGCCCUCUUCUCUCUCUGUUAACCUAACUAUGGUGCUUCAUGUCCUUGUUAAGGCCUUGACCGGUCACAACACUCAUUACACCUGGUUUAGAUGAGCGAGGCAAAGACCCUUUUGGGCGAUGAAAUUUUAGGGAUUCAUGAAAUUUUAAGGACGCUGCUGUUUCUUUCAUCUAUCCAUUUAAGUGGGCCAAAACGUCCCAGCUCGAUGAAUAGCAGCAGUAAGGGUGACGUUUGUGUAAGGCAUCAACCUUAGACAAUCAAAGUAAGAUCACCUCACAACUAUACAUAACAACUUUGGUGCCGAAAGCUUUGUGAUAGCAACGAAAAUGUAUUUCAAUCCCUAAUUAUGAAAUUUAAAGCUCUAAAAAUGAUGCAGAUUGAGCAGAUUUAUAAUAACUACAAUGUUUAAAAAUAAAUUGUCUAGAUAUUGUGAUACAAGAUGUAUAUUUUUUAUUAUUUAAAACCUUUUUUGCCACAUCCAUACGUGUCUAGGUCAAGUGGUCAAUAUGAGAGUUUAUAGCAUCAAAAUUAACUUUUUUUUGAUGGAUUUUUGAUGUGUGCCUCACUUCGAUUCCUUAUAUAAUUUUAUUUUAUUUAAAUUCUACAUAUAAACAAAUGGUUGCAAGAAUGCCUUCAAUACCAGAAAGAUCUUUUUUU